Messenger RNA from Lentinula edodes (shiitake mushroom), 705 nucleotides. RefSeq lists its product as uncharacterized. Lineage: Eukaryota; Fungi; Basidiomycota; Agaricomycetes; Agaricales; Omphalotaceae. Gene Ontology annotation, biological process: mycotoxin biosynthetic process. The transcript has 2 exons. The record is from RefSeq and is a predicted model, not a curated record. Bases 72 to 704 code for a protein of 210 amino acids.
CAGAGCACAUGGUAUUUGAACUUAUCCUGUAACAAGUUCAAACUGGGACCCUAUUUAGAGUGCUGUAAUUAAUGUACAGCAAACACGUCUGGAGGAGUAUGCUCUUUCCUGGUUCCUGUCAUUUCACAAGUGCUGCGACAAGAUGGUCGCUCUUGGGAUAUAGUGUCCUGGUAGUAUCAAUUAUUGUCAAUGGGGCUGUCUUUCAGCACUUCUAUACCAGGAACAUUAGCCCUAGGACCGUGGAAACAUACACAUUUGUUGAAUUUGACUUUCCAUUGAGCGUCAUUCCAAUCGAAAACUACCCUUACAAUUCUCGCCUGCUGGUUGAGGACACCGUGAGGUACCAGUUGAAUUCUACAGAGGAAUGGCGCUCUAUGUUUCCAGAGAGUGGUGGAUUUGUUCGUCUAGGUUCACAACAUCGCUUGUUUGGUGUCUCAAUGUUUCACCAGCUCCACUGCCUGGACAAGUUGAGACAAUCUGUUUUGGCGGUGCCUUCUACUCAGUGGGAGCGAUGGCAUACACAACACUGCUUAAAUUACUUGCGCCAAAUGAUACUCUGUGCUUCCUCAAUGCGCUUAGAGGAUGUAAAGAAUGGUGAAAAGGUGAAUGGACUGGGAUUGGAACAUAAAUGCCGUGAUUGGAGUGUUUUGUAUAAUUAUGCAGCAGAAAAUUUCAAGGAUUGGCCUGCAGAUGUUUAUCCGUAAC